ACCGCAUCCUGGUUGCUGUCAAAGCCACUAAAGCUAUAAAGGCAGACAAGAACUCCAUUGCCAUAGUGUCCAGUUAAUUAAACUCAAUAAUCAGAAACUGCUGAGUGAUUAAAUAAAAGUGGUUACGAGUAUUGAGAAGAACGCUUUAACAUCCUGCAAUCUCAGAAAAGAGAAACCGUUCUUUGAAGUUUCCAUCUCACCACAGCGUGUGAAACCUGCUCUUCGAUUUCAACAGAGAGCAACAGAGAGGGGGAGAGAGAGAGAGAAAGAGAGAGGGAGAGAAAGAAAGAUAGAGAAAGACAGACAGAUGAAGAACCUGGAGGUGUGGUAAGAAGGAAGAUCCUGCUCUUUGGCCUUCUUGCUAUAAGGACCUGGCUCUCUUCCAUCAUUGUUGGUUAUCUCUGGGGGAAAGAAAACAUUACUGGAAAGUGAAAGAUUGCCUUUGUACUUGUAAACAGAAUGCCGGGAAGUCAGUCUCCACAGAACAAUUUGAGUUCCAGCGGAGUGCAGCAGCAUAAUGAGGGAGGAGAUAUUGUUUCCAAUCCAGGAGAACCCAACACCACUGACAACACACCCGUGCAACCAGUCCGCCAGGUCUCCUUUCCAGUGGUGAUGGCCACUUCUCAAGGAAAUUUUAUGAGUUUAUCUCCACGUCAGGCCAUCAUACUUCAACAGCUGACUCAGCAGAGACCCUCUGUGCUAAGAGGAGGGGGGCGUCUGAAUCUGCCAUUCUGCUCACUACCAGGAGGAACAUCAAGCUUACCUUCCCCAUGGCCUGAGAGUAACACAUCUCAACCUUCUGAAUCAUCACUAUGUAAAACAGAAGCCGGGGUAAGCCGCAAUACAUCUUCUCCGAGUCAAAGCACAUCUGCGCGGAGUUCUCCUCUUCAAAGAAGACACAGCCCUCCAAAUGGCCACACUGUUGCCCAGACAGCAAAGACCCAAAGCUCUUCCCAGAAAAUACCAGAAGCACCCAACACCCUCUUUGUGAACCGAAUGUGCAAGUGGCCAGGCUGUGAAGAAGUCUUUGAAGAAUAUGGGCAAUUUCUCAAGCACCUUUAUCGGGAUCACAGCCCAGAUGAAAAGAGCCUGGCUCAGUGGCGUGUGCAGAGAGAGGUGGUGCUACAGCUUCAGAAUCAGCUUACCAUAGAAAGACAGAGGCUACAUGCUAUGCAACUUCAUCUGCAAUUUGCUGAGCACAGACUUAGCGCCACAACAAAUAAACUUUGGGAGGCAUCAGAGAUGGAUUUCUCAGCCCAUGGCUUCACCUUCAUUCUCUCCCAGACCCAUCUUCAUGAAGGCUCUCAGGAGGCUGCAGUAGAACUCAGUAAAAUUGGACAUGGCAGCUUGCCCAGUACUUCACUAUUACCAGAAAUGGUGCCUGCUGACUACUACAAAUACAGCAAUAUCAGACCUCCAUACACAUAUGCAUCACUCAUUAGAUGGGCGAUUCUGGAGUCUCCAGAAAAACAACUCACUCUCAACGAGAUCUAUCACUGGUUUAUGAAGAUGUUUGCAUUCUUUCGCUAUAAUACUGCUACUUGGAAGAAUGCAGUGCGUCACAAUCUCAGUCUCCACAAAUGCUUUGUCAGGGUGGAAGGAGGCAAGGGUGCUGUGUGGACCGUGGAUGAAGCCGAGUUUCAGAGGAGAAGGGGGCAGAAAUUCAACAGAGACCAGGAUGUUCAUUGGGUUGGUCCGUAUGCUCACCUCUGCCCACAGGAGCCAUGGAAAGUUGGUCAGCCCAACAGCAGCUGAAAAGAGUCAGCAGCAAUGGAUGA
This is a messenger RNA of Polypterus senegalus (gray bichir), 1778 nucleotides long. Its product is annotated as forkhead box protein P2-like. The coding region runs from base 460 to 1755 and encodes 431 amino acids. Gene Ontology annotation, molecular function: DNA-binding transcription repressor activity, RNA polymerase II-specific; RNA polymerase II cis-regulatory region sequence-specific DNA binding. The record is from RefSeq and is a predicted model, not a curated record. Gene Ontology annotation, biological process: regulation of transcription by RNA polymerase II. The transcript has 15 exons. Lineage: Eukaryota; Metazoa; Chordata; Cladistia; Polypteriformes; Polypteridae. Gene Ontology annotation, cellular component: nucleus.